This is a messenger RNA of Lates calcarifer (barramundi perch), 3244 nucleotides long. RefSeq names its product alanyl-tRNA synthetase 2, mitochondrial (putative) (gene aars2). The record is from RefSeq and is a predicted model, not a curated record. Lineage: Eukaryota; Metazoa; Chordata; Actinopteri; Centropomidae. Gene Ontology annotation, cellular component: mitochondrion; cytoplasm. Gene Ontology annotation, molecular function: aminoacyl-tRNA deacylase activity; amino acid binding; nucleic acid binding. The coding region runs from base 111 to 3071 and encodes 986 amino acids. The transcript is spliced from 22 exons. Gene Ontology annotation, biological process: alanyl-tRNA aminoacylation; tRNA modification.
CUCGUGAGAAGAAGAGGCGGUCAGAGUGCGCAUGCGCAGCAUAACAACCUGUAUUCGACAUGGUGCAGGUCUCCGGGUCUGUCAGAGUCUGAUCCGGAUCUCUGGUCCAGAUGUGGUUCAGACUGCUCCUCCGGAGGCUCCGGCCGGUCAGCGGGCCGCCGGGCCUCCUUUCUGCCCGCUCAGCUCGCUCCCUCAGCGGCUGUCCUCCGGAGCUGUCCGCCGCCCGGGUCCGCAGCACUUUCCUGGACUUCUUCCGCCAGAAACACGGACACUUACUGGUUCCGUCCUCCCCGGUCCGGCCCAGAGGAGACCCCAGCCUGCUGUUCGUCAACGCCGGCAUGAACCAGUUUAAGCCGAUCCUCCUGGGGACAGUGGACCCUCGCAGUCCGAUGGCAUCGUACCGUCGAGUGGUGAACAGUCAGAAAUGCGUCAGGGCCGGAGGAAAACACAACGACCUGGAGGACGUCGGCCGAGACGAGACACACCACACCUUCUUCGAGAUGCUGGGGAACUGGUCGUUUGGAGACUACUUCAAGGAGGAGGCGUGUCGGAUGGCAUGGAGCCUCCUCACAGAGCAUUAUGGGAUACCUGCAGACAGACUGUACGUGUCGUUCUUCUCUGGAGACGCUGACAGCAGGUUACCACCUGACGACGAGACCCGGAGGAUCUGGUCAGAGAUCGGGGUCCCUCCCGGGCGCCUCCUGCCCUUCGGUCUGAAGGAGAACUUCUGGGAGAUGGGGGACUCUGGUCCCUGUGGACCCUGCACCGAGAUCCACUACGACCACGUGGGAGGACGAGAUGCCGCAAGGUUCGUCAACGCCGACAGUCCUGAUGUGGUCGAGAUCUGGAACCUGGUCUUCAUGCAGUACAACAGGGAGGUGGACCAGACUCUGCGGCUGCUGCCUCAGCUCAGCGUGGACACCGGGAUGGGACUGGAGCGGCUGGUGAGCGUCCUGCAGGGGAAGAGAUCCAACUACGACACAGACCUGUUCACGCCCCUGAUCCACGAGAUCCACCAGAGGUCAAAGGUCGGACCAUACGGCGGCAGGACGGGGGCAGCAGACCAGGGCAGGGUGGACAUGGCCUACAGGGUGGUGGCAGACCACAUUCGGACUCUGUCAGUCUGCAUCGCUGAUGGAGUCCACCCAGGCAUGUCAGGAGCCGAGUUGGUGCUGAGGAGGAUCCUGCGGCGGGCGGUGCGUUUCUGUGUCGAGGUUCUUCAGGCUCCUCAGGGAACGCUGGCCAGCCUGGUUCCUGCUGUUGCACACAGUCUGGGUGACGUGUACCCAGAGCUCCACAGCGAGGCCGACCGGGUCAUGGACGUCAUCAAUGAGAACGAGGUUCAGUUCCUGUCGUCUCUGGAGCAGGGCGGCCGGCUAAUCCACCGCACGCUCAGCAGGAUGGACUACAAACAUGCAGUCUUCCCCGCCUCGGUGGCCUGGUCUCUGCACCGGGACUUGGGUUUCCCUCUGGACCUGGUGGACCUGAUGUUGGAGGAGAGGGGGGUCCAGGUGGACCGACAGGAGCUGGACCGACUGAUCCAGAAUGACAAGGUGGUGUUGGAGCUGCAGUCAGGUGAUCGGUGUCAGGUGAUGCUGGACGUCCUCAGCCUGGCCGAGCUGCAGCGUCUCCAGGUUCCUCACACUGACGACAGCCUCAAGUACCAGUACAGACUGGACCAGGACCGAUAUGUGUUCCCAGCAUGCCGAGCAACGGUCCUGGCUCUGUAUGAAGGUCAGACUCUGGUGUCAGAGGUCAGCGAGGGUCAGCGCUGCGGCGUCAUCCUGGACCGCACCUGCUUCUACUCUGAGCAGGGGGGGCAGUCACAUGACCAGGGCUACUUCACCCGUGACGGGCUGCAGGACGUGCUGUACCCUGUGGAGGACGUGGUCCUGGCGGGGGGGUACGUGGUCCACCAGGUGACCGCAGCCGACAGUCUGAAGACCGGAGACCAGGUCCAGCUGCACCUGGACCAGGUCCACAGGUUGUCCUGUAUGGUGAAACACACGGCGACUCACAUCCUGAACUUUGCUCUGAGGUCCGUUCUGGGUCCGUCGGUCCGUCAGAGAGGAUCCCACGUCUCAGCAGAUCGACUCCGCUUCGACUUCACCGUCAAGGAGUCUCUGAGCGUGUCUCAGCUGCAGCAGGUAGAAAGGUGUGUUAAUGACGUCGUCUCAGCCAAUCAGGUCGUCCACGUCCAGGAGCUUCCUCUGCACAGAGCCAGGACAAUCAGAGGCCUGAGGAUGGUGGAUGAGGUCUAUCCUGACCCAGUACGGGUGGUAUCAGUGGAGGUCCCGGUCUCUGAGUUGCUGGACCAGAACACAGACAGACAGACGUCAGUGGAGCUCUGCUGUGGAACUCACCUGCUGCAGACCGGAGCCAUCGAGGACCUGGUGAUCGUCUCUGAGAGACAGUUAAUGAAGGGAAUCAGUCGGAUUGUCGCUGUGACAGGACGAGACGCCGCGCAGGCUCGGGAGGCGGGUCAGGUUUUGUCUCAGGAUGUGGACUCUCUGGCAGCCAGACUCACAGGCUCUGCCCCCUCCAGUCUGGAAUCCGCCCAGCGUCUCGCCAAGGAGGCAGGCGUCCUCUCUGAUGCUGUAGAUAACACCCCCCUCCCUCAGUGGCAGCGCAGAGAGCUGCAGGCCCGACUCCGAGCUCUGCAGAGGAGCAGCAACACGGCCGUCAGGAAACUAGAGACCAGAGAGGCUGCAGGUAAAGCUCAGGCUCUGCUGGAGAAGAACGGCAGGAAGCAGCUGCUGGUGGACGCGGUGGAGACGGACUCUCUGUCUGUGGUGAUGAAGACGGUGAACCAGCUGAGCUCCUCCUCUCCUCUCAGUCAUGUGAUGCUGCUCGCUCACCAGAGGUAUUCUGGGAAGGUUCUGUGUGCCUGUCAGGUUCCCAAGGACUCCCCGUCUCUCCCGGCCUCUGAUUGGGCGGUGGCCGUGUGUCGUCACCUCGGGGGGACCGCUGGGGGCUCGGCGCUGGUCGCCAAGGGAACAGGACACAGCAGUGACAUCACUGAGGCUCUGAGGUGGGCGGAGGAGUUCGCCCGCCAGAAAACACAGCAAUGAUGUCAUGAGGAGCGAUGAUGUCACAGCCGAGUGGACUGAAUGAAGCUCCACCCACAGCUGGCCUCCUCUCAUUGGACGACAGGCUCAGGUGUGAAGGUUGAUUAUUUAAACAGGUGUUUUAUAAAUGUGAACAUUUCUUUGUUUUAAAAGAAAUAAAACUCUGCUCUGGGUGA